Messenger RNA from Cercospora beticola, 1092 nucleotides. RefSeq lists its product as uncharacterized. NCBI's taxonomy places the organism in Eukaryota, Fungi, Ascomycota, Dothideomycetes, Mycosphaerellales, Mycosphaerellaceae. The record is from RefSeq and is a predicted model, not a curated record.
CUGGAAACCUCAUUCGUCUUCCUCGUGCGUUCGCAACUCCUGCCAUCAUGGCUGUGCCGUUGCGUAGAAGACGACAUAUACUUGGACUCAGCAGAAGGUCCGAAACAGGCAAAAUUUAGGGCGAACUUGAGCAUCUCCGAUUUUCCACAAGCUGCUCCUGCGCGUUCAAAACGCGCAACUGCCCCAAAGAAUGAUCGUAAAGUGCGAUCCCCGCAAAUCAAGGCCACGCGGCGACACCAGCAACGCAAGAGGAAUCCUUCAUCUUCCACGCCCAGGAAGGGCUCGCGCGCGCCCGCCUCGCCGCAUCGCGAACGCACGAAGAAUGCCAGUAGCACGGAUCGUACCAUGUUCCUCAUCAGGCAGUCAGAUCUGACCAGCCAGGCCAAUGCCGCCGCGCAUCAAGUGCCUUUUGAGCCAUGGUUCGAUUGGCUGACUAGCUAUUGGUACGAACGGACAAUGCCACGAAGCACCAGUCUACUCAAGACCAAUAUGCAGCAAAUUCAACUCUAUACCACCUGGUCGAGGAGGAUGGAGUUCUCAGAGCCUGCUUUGUACUAUAUGUCUCUAUUGCUCGCGACCGGCAUUCCUGUUGCAAAUGGAAGUUUUCCCUUGGUAAAGGCACUAUGGCUGCGCGGCAAGACGAUUCGAGCCAUCAAUGAUGCAUUGGAUGACCCUCACCGAGCCACGAGCAACGCCUUAAUCGUCGCAAUGGGCCAAUUAGCGUUGCACGAACACAUCUACGGCGACAGAGCACUAGCCCACAGAGGACACCGUCGAGCGCAGCAGAAAAUGAUCCAGUUGCGCGGCGGAAUUCUGAAGUGUAACUUACCCUACUUCACCCUGCAAGUCAUGAUCUGGUAUGAUAAACUCAUGGCGGCCGAGGCAGGAAAUGCAGCAUAUUUUGAAUAUCUGCCUGCAUUGCUGCAAGAGGUUCAUUCGUAUAGCGACGCCGAGGCUAUCAAUGUUACCAACACCAGUUCGCCGGCUCGUUCUAAGCAUCCUGGCUAUGGUGUUCCAGACGAGAAUGAUGAGGGCGCGAAGAUCGGGGAGCGGUUGGAGCGGCAUUCGCCACCACCCGGGGAGCAUGAUUGA